UCAGUCGACGCUUGCCACUCAGACCGCUCAGACAUGUCGCGCCCGUCGUGAGUGCCAGUUAGCCAUCCACAUUAAUAUACAUAUAUAUAAAUUAACAUCCUCGAAGAGAGAGAGCAGCAGCCAUCAAGUCGAAGACUGUGUAAAACGCAAAACAACGACGCCAUCAGAUGUUGCAGGAUAACAUAAAAUAAUACCAAAGCUAAAUCAUUCUACAAGAAUUGCAAAACCCAGAAAAUAGUGCUCAAGUGUAUCGUAUAAAACAUCAAAUUGUGCAAAUUAGUUACAGUUAGUUAAAACGCCAGCAGAAGUUUCAUAUGCAAAUACACAAAAAAUAAUGUGCAAUAAACUACAAAUCACUUCAAACAAAGGCAACGCAGCAGCAUCCAAAACGUUAGUCACAUCCAGUUGGAGUUGCUCAUAUAGUCAUAAAAGUACUUUUGACAUUUUGUUGGGAUUUACGCAUGGAGAACACCGAAUAAACUAGAGAAGCAGAACUAAAAAAAAAACCCAUCAAAGCACAUCACAAUUCCAGAUCGAAGCACCCUAGCUGUGAAAGAAGUGUCCGACAACAGGUCGGAAUUGAAAAAAAAGAGAAAAACUGAGACGAGAAUGAAAAUGUCAGAGGUGCCACGCAUCAAGGUCUUCCGACCCACCUGGGAGGAGUUCAAGGACUUUCCCAAGUACGUGGCCUACAUGGAGUCCCAGGGUGCCCACAAAGCCGGUUUGGCCAAGGUGGUGCCUCCGCCGGAAUGGGUGCCCCGUCGCAGUGGGUACGCCGAUCUCGAUGCUCUAAAUGUCACAAUUCCGGCGCCCAUUUGCCAGGUGGUAACCGGCAAACAGGGAUACUACCAGCAGAUUAACAUCCAGAAAAAGCCACUCACAGUUAAGCAGUUUAGCGAGUUGGCCAGCACCGAGCGUUACGCCACACCCAAACACUUUGACUUUGAGGAUCUGGAGCGCAAAUACUGGAAGAACAUAACAUAUGUGGCGCCCAUUUAUGGGGCAGAUGUCAGCGGAAGUAUCACAGACACAGACCAGGAUAGCUGGAACAUCAACCGGCUGGGCACAAUUCUUGACUAUGUCAACAAGGAUUAUAACAUCCAGAUAGACGGCGUGAACACAGCCUACUUGUACUUUGGCAUGUGGAAGACGACCUUUGCAUGGCACACGGAGGACAUGGAUCUCUAUUCCAUCAAUUACUUACACUUUGGGGCGCCAAAGACGUGGUAUGUGGUGCCGCCGGAGUGUGGUCGCAAAUUGGAGAAGGUGGCCAACCAGUACUUUCCGGCCAGUUACAAGAAUUGCAACGCAUAUUUGCGCCACAAGAUGACGUUGAUUUCACCACAGAUUCUCAAGCAACAUGACGUGCCCGUCAGUAAGAUCACGCAGGAGGCGGGCGAGAUCAUGAUCACAUUUCCGUUCGGCUAUCAUGCCGGCUUCAAUCACGGCUUUAACUGUGCCGAGUCCACCAACUUUGCCAUGGAGCGCUGGAUCGAGUACGGCAAGCGGGCGGUGCAGUGCACCUGCAGCAACGAUAUGGUCAAGAUCUCGAUGGACACAUUUGUCAAGCGCUUCCAAAGCGAUCGCUACGAUCUGUGGAUGGAGGGGCGUGACGUGGGGCGGCAUCCGGAGGAUCCGCCAAACGCGGUGCUCAGUGCAGCACCCCUGCCACCACAUCUCGAUGUCUUGCUGUGUGAUAAAAAAAUGAAAAAGCAAUGCAAUCCUACCAAGGCCAAGAGUUUCAAAGAGCGUAAUCCCGAUCUGGACCUGGAUGAAAUCCAGCAGAAUCCCAACGUCCCCGACGACGUCAAGGCCAUGCUGAAGGAGAGCGUGCUGACGCUGGACACGGGCGAUCUGGCCACGGAUGAGGCUGAUUUUCCCAACGAGGAUGCCAUGAGUCUACAGAGUCCGGCGAAUCUGAAGACCAAGCAGGAGCUGCUUGAGUACAUUGACGACGGCACAGAAGAUGAUGAUGAGGAGGAGGACUUCAAGCGGCGCAAGCAGAAGCGGCGCUAUGAUGCCGACUAUGACGACGAUUGGCUGGCGUCCAAGCGCAAGACUAACUCGCGAAACAAUCGCGGCCGUAGUCCGCGCACCAAGGACGACCGUUCCAUAUCGCCGGCCUCCUCCACCUCCUCGACGUCGAGGGGUGCAAGGCGUGGCAAGGCCAGUGGCACGCCCCGAAAGACUCCUGCGCGGCGGAAAAAGGACUCAAUCACCACGUCUCCGGCGGUUAGUUCUGCAGCAACUGCCGUAAAAACACCGACAUCCGCCGUAGUCGCUGGAACAACAUCAAUAGCCACAACCACAACACCACCAGCAGAUGGCGGAGGAGAUGCCAAAAAGGAGCGACAGUCGCUGCAGUUUAUGCAACAAUCGCGUAAAUUUGAGGGCAAGAUACCAAAACUAAGUCAAACGAGUGCAGCAACAGGAGGAGCAACGGCAGCCGCAGAAGCAUCCACAUCCAAGUCUAGUCAAGGGCAGCAGCAACAGAUUGUCUACGUCAACAUGUUGCCCGCGGCCAAUACCCUGAAUGGCAUUCCACAGCAGCAGCAGCAGCAACAAUAUGCGAGCACGGAUGGAAAUGUCUAUCAGCUGCAAAAUGAAAUACUCUGUGAUGCAAAUGGACAUGCCGUGACUGCCGCCACGGCCUCAUAUCAAACUACGGCCAGUAGUCCGCAGCAGCAGCAACAGCAGCAGCAGCAGCAACAGAAUGUUGCAACUAGUGUUGCCGCUACGAUAUAUCAGAGGCAGUGCUAUUAGCUCUCUGAAUAAAACGAUCCACACAGAAAGCUGCAGCCAAAGUACCAAAAAUUCUAUUUAACGAAUACAAGACUCAACACCGAGUUCGCAAUGAAUACGAUAGCUAAACGAAUCGAGUUUAAAAGUGAAUACCACCCAAUCAUAAUCCCCAAACGAAAGCAACGCAAAUGGAAGACAUUUUCAAUGUUUGCCCAGAUCAACGGACAAGCAUAUAAAUAAAUAAUCCACCAAACUAACUUAGCGAAGCAUUUGUGUACUUACAUCCGACACAUCACAUACUCAUAAUAGUCGGUUGCUUGAGGAGAUCUCGUCUCGUCUCGCCUUAUUCAUUGAUUCAUUCACUAUUCCAUCGUCACUUGUUGUGUGUGCGUGUGUGCAAGAGCAGCAACGAGCAAAUACCAAAAAAAUCGAAAGAAACAAGCAAAUAAUGAUCUCUCCAUGAAACAUAAAAAAUAAAUUAAACAUAUAAAAAAAUAUUGGACAAUUAGUGAAAGGUUCUUCUAAACACGACAACCACCAGAAACAAAUGUUCAAGAGGCCAUACAACACCACACCAAGCAACAACAACAGAACCCAGAACACCAUCACCAAUCCAAGUCCGAACUCGAAUUCGAAUCCGAAUCAGAAUCAGAAUCGGAUUCAGAGUCAGAUCAAUAACACCACACAAGAUGAUUCGCAACGCCGGCAAGUGGAAGCGUAUCGCAUUUACUACGAAGAAAUCGUCGUCAAGCAGGCUAAUGCCCGUGCUCGUCUUGGCGACAGCAGCACACGUUGCAGCAACAGCAUCACCAGCCGCAAUACCAGCAGCAGUGGCCGCGGCAGCAGUUUCGUCGACAAGUUCGCUGACUUUGUGACCCACUCGAGCCGAACUUCUCCCAUGCCCAAUCCCCCUGCCCAGUCCCAUGUGCCGCCAACCACAAGAAAUGCGACUAAUGCAAUCCUUCCUCCCAAAACAAACAGCAGCAGCAGCAGCAGCGGCGGCAACAGCAGCAGCAGCGGAGCCACUAGCAACAAUGCAUCCACCGUGGUGAGCAGCAGUGCGAGCAAUGGCCUCAAGCCGGCGGCCAAGAAGACACCAGUCAUUCUGCUGGCCGCUCGUGGUGCCGCCAAGCAGCCGCAGCUCAGCAUUCUUAAUGGCAACACCAAGGCCGGAACCGGAAAUGCAAGCGGAGGCGGCGGCGGUGUUACAUUGGUGCGCGUCAAUGCAACCAAUCGCAAUCAGCGCCAAGUUAUCGUCGCUCCGGAGGCAACACCUGUGGAACACCAGCAGCCAGUGGUCGAGGAGGAGAUGUUGGCCGAGGACGAUGAGCUCGACGAGGACAUGGAUGAGGAUGCAGUUGCCCUGUCCGGGCUCUCCUCCUCGACUGCCCAGAUCCUGCGAAAGUUCCGCAUACCCAAGGGGACGGCCGUGACGGCCAAGUCGGGGGAGAACUACCUGGCCAUGCCGACACCAACACCCUCGCCGCCGGGUGUCGUCAAUUUGGUUAGCUCCGGCGUUGAGGCUUCCGGCUACAUAGAGAACGACGACGACAUCAUCGAGGAGCUCAACGAGGACGACCUGGUCGAGGAGAUCAUCGACGAGGAGCCCAGUCAGGAGCAGCCGGAGUUGCAAGAGACGACGACCGCCAAUGGCCUAGAUCUGAGCAGCACGAACAAUGCGACUGCCACAACGACUGGCACCGCCAUGCUGCUGGCCCCACAACCGCCUCCGCUUCAGCUGCAGACUGUGGCCUCCAACGGCACCGUGACCUGCUUCAACCUGCCGGCCAACACCAUCCUGCUGCAGUCGCCCGAUGGCAGCAUAAUCGCCGCCACCCAGGUGCCGCAUCCCAGCAAGGCGGGUCAGCAGCAGCUGAUUGCGUUGCCGGGCAACGUGGCCCUGGCCACCGAACAGGCGUCGCAGUCUCAAGCCACAUCGGCUCCACAGGCCACGCAGACCCUGAUCCUGACCGCCGACGGCACGGCCAUUCCCAUCCUGGCCACAAAUCCCCAACAGCAGCAGCAGCAGCAGCAGCAACAGCAGCAGCAGCAACAACAGCAACAGGCUGCCGCUGCUGCUGCUGCUCAGUUGUUCGCCGCGUAGGGUCUAAUGGGUGGCCAAAUGGGUCGAUUUUUGAACAGUGCCACCAUAAUGCCGACCACAUACUUCUUUUAGAAAUCUCAAAAAUGUUCCGCGCAGAUUCGGUUGCCCAUGGCGCAAAGCUGGGAACGCAGCUCUGUGCCGUCGGCAACGUUUAAAUGUUUUUAGGGUUUUAGAAUACUUCAAAAAUCGUCACAUUUGGCCACCAAAAUGCGGGGAGAAAUGCAACAGGAGCGUUUGCUGUAAAGAAACGAAUGAAAUGGAAGGAAUAUUAACUCAAACUUAAGCCAAGCUAACUCAUUGAUAUUACCACACUGUUGGAUGUGCAUACGAAAUUUAUUUUUUUACUCAAAAACCAAAUGCCUACAAGAAUAUAAAUCAAAUGUUGUUCAACACACAGAAACAAACACACACACGCGAAUGGAUUUGAGGCGGAAUCAAAUGCAUUCGGUUCACGGCAAACUUAAGAGCAUCGUAAAUUAAAAUAAUUUUUACGCCUAAGAUAAAUUUUAAAUGUUUAAGUGCAAAACACGAGACACACACCCCAAACCAGAUGUAACAAUUUCACCUGCCUACAGUGCGGGCAGAAUAUGUUUAGCGUAAUUUAGUUUUGCAAGAACGAUUCCGUUUCGAUGAAAAGGAUAGCUCACUUUUGUAACUACCGGGAGCGUUCUCAAGAAAUAUACUUAUAAAUAUAAUUUGUUCCUUGCAUAAUGAGAGAUAGACAGCUAGAGCGACUAUGCAACGUAUUUCAUGUAGUAUUUAUUCGAUAAGUUCUCGAUCUAUUUAUUUAUUUUUGUUAACUAUUUCCAUUCGUGUGACCCGCCGCCACCUUUGUCAUUACACUUUCUUUUGCCAUGUUGUAUAUUCUUUAC
This is a messenger RNA of Drosophila melanogaster (fruit fly), 5718 nucleotides long. RefSeq lists its product as uncharacterized. Lineage: Eukaryota; Metazoa; Arthropoda; Insecta; Diptera; Drosophilidae. The record is from RefSeq and is marked reviewed. The transcript is spliced from 9 exons. Bases 3290 to 4846 code for a protein of 518 amino acids.